Molecule: messenger RNA, 1497 nt
Organism: Bolinopsis microptera
Lineage: Eukaryota; Metazoa; Ctenophora; Tentaculata; Lobata; Bolinopsidae
Product: zinc finger protein 394-like
Exons: 13
Coding region: 1-1497 (498 amino acids)
Biological process (GO): regulation of transcription by RNA polymerase II
Molecular function (GO): RNA polymerase II cis-regulatory region sequence-specific DNA binding; DNA-binding transcription factor activity
Source: RefSeq, a predicted model, not a curated record
AUGACGGAGAUAUCGACACAGACCAUAGUAUCUUGCGACGAUAACAACGAUAUGGUGUUCUCCUGGUCCAGUACCAGUGACAUUCUCAUACAGACGUUUGCGGAGGUUAUCAACACAAUGGGCGAAGAGUUAAAACUCUCUUUGAAGGAUAGCAUCCACACGACUAUCUCCUCAAACAUUCUUAAGAAGGUCUGUGUCCUAUCUACGGUGUGUAAAGACGUGUACUCCAAGCUAAGCAGCUCACCAAGCAAGGCUGUGCUAAUGAACGACUCUGAAAGUAUGGUAUUUUUAGAAGAUUCUCCUAAAUUAUGCAAAGUUUUUGUCCAGGGUGGCCAGGAUGUGCCGUCAUGCUCCAAAUCCCCCUGUUCGUUUGACAUCAGCCGAAUGUUGGAGUCCGACAGAAAGGAGAGCUUUGCUGAACAAACUGAGAAAGAUGAGAAAGAUAUUGACCAAAUAAAGGAGGAAGACAAGUGUUUCGCUUCGUCGUUGAAGAGCCUGCACGAUUUAGAACCGGAGGGGAACAAACUCCUGGGGUUUAACCCACCGUCCAACUACAGGAUGACGCAUGGAGAAGUUCUCAACGCUCUGAAAUCGCUUAACGACACCUUGCCCUCGUUCACUCGACCCUCCUUCCUACCAUUGGCUGGUUUGAACAAACCCAACGCUCAGAAAAAUAUCUCCAACGUCAUUGACAACAGUUUAUUGCCUCCCUGUGUCACGGACAUCUUCGACAAGAAGUCAACUGCUUUCGAGAGUUACAAGAAAUCCCCUGUUUUACUGGGUGAGACUAACACCCUGUUCUCUGUGGAAUCUCCCUCUCCCCUCUUCUCCCUUUCUCCGCUCAAAUACGAUCUUUCCUCCGAGGGUUUCUCAGGCCUGACAGACCGCAGCCUGCUGAACGGGCAUCUGGAGAGUGGCACCAAGAACUGCUUCAUGGACUCUUCUUUGGCUAAGCAGUCUGGUAAGACAUUCUACACCUGCCACCGAUGUAAAAUCACCUUCUUCGGAGAGUCAGAGUAUGAAGAGCAUAUAAAGACUCACCCGAAAGGUAAAUACAACUGCAAGUUCUGCCCGAUGACGUUCAAGACUCCGACAGGGUUGACGGUACACGAGAAUGUCCACACAAGACGCCAAGUCUGGUUGUGUCAGCUGUGUGGCAAGACUUACUCCUCCAGGGCCAGCUACAUCCAGCACCUUCAGGUGAUGCACAGUUCAGGGAGAAAGUACCAGUGCCCAGUGUGCGGCAAGAUGAGCAGCACAAGCAGCAACCUCAAGGUUCACAUGGUCAUACACAGCAACGCUAAACCCUUCAAGUGCCCACAGUGCGACAUGACAUUCAAACGCAAGGGCUGCCUCAAGUCGCACUUCAUCAGACGGCACCCAAACAAGGGCGAAGGUAAGAGUUCACCUCAGCUUGAGUCCGAGUCCAGGAUGGAGAUUGAGCGGCAGGUCAUGUGGCUGCUCCUUUAUGAUUACUGUUUCCACGUGCCAGUAUGA